AUGUCGUUAGCAUCGAAAAUUACAUUAGGAUUGGCUUGCACACUUACAGCAGGAAUAAUUGUAUUUGUUAACGCCAAAGAUUGGAUUGAUAAAAAAAACAUGCAUAAAGGUGUUUUAAAAGAUGUAGAAAGGCAGCAGAAAAAAAAAAUAGAAAAUUUGUACUGGUUGGAAAAGCAAGUUGAGAUGACAAAAAUUUUGAAACAGAAACAAAAUGAGGAGAAGAAAAUUGUUAUCCCCUUAUUAGAAGAUGAUAAAAAGGGAGAAUUUUAA
Messenger RNA from Pediculus humanus corporis (human body louse), 270 nucleotides. Its product is annotated as protein PET117, putative. Gene Ontology annotation, cellular component: mitochondrion. Gene Ontology annotation, biological process: mitochondrial respiratory chain complex IV assembly. Lineage: Eukaryota; Metazoa; Arthropoda; Insecta; Psocodea; Pediculidae. The record is from RefSeq and is a predicted model, not a curated record. The transcript is spliced from 2 exons. The coding region runs from base 1 to 270 and encodes 89 amino acids.